Telopea speciosissima is the source of this 1966-nucleotide messenger RNA. RefSeq lists its product as uncharacterized. The transcript is spliced from 2 exons. Lineage: Eukaryota; Viridiplantae; Streptophyta; Magnoliopsida; Proteales; Proteaceae. The record is from RefSeq and is a predicted model, not a curated record. The coding region runs from base 113 to 1951 and encodes 612 amino acids.
UUGGUUUCCAUUGAAAAUUCUUGUAACAUUUAUAAUGCAAGUAAUCUGAAUUUUGCAGGUUCCAAAGCCAGUGCUUCUGAGAAGUUUGUAUUACUUUGUGGUCCAUUUAUCUAUGAACUUGUCACAGUAUUCCCCAAAAUUUGGAGCUUCAAAUGAUUCAGAUAGGGAAAGCCAUCAGCCUAACUUCAAUCCAUCGUUUACUGAUAUUUGUACUCUUUCCAAUUUUCUCUUCAAAGAACUUUCUAAUAAGUUUGAACAGUUAUUCUCUGUAUCUGAAAGUGCUAGGCUGGAUUUGGAUAUUUUGGUCCAUCUAGAAGACUUGACUCUGCUGUUGAGAUGUUGUUUGGGCAUGCUGCGGUUGCUAAAAUUUAACCAUGGUUUUCUUUUGGAAAAAUGCAAGAUUCUUCUUGCAAUACUUGGCAAAUUAUGUUCUUUGGAUUUAAUGUUGCAUAUUUCAUGCAACCUGGGGGAUAGUGAGAAACAUGCAUUAAGGUUCAGAAGAUCAUUUUCACGUCAAUGUGUUUAUGCUAAUGAUAGUGGCUUCACCACAUAUGUUGAGGAGUACAAUGCUUCCAUGUGUAUUGUUGAACAAGCUGGUUCACCAAUUACUUUUCUUUGCUCACUGCUAGAGGUCUUUGUUGAUGAGCUUUUAUUGCAUAGAGAUUUGAGACAGUAUUUUAUGAUAGCAGAUUCUAUUUCUUCUGCGAGUGAAAAGCUAUUUGUGAGCCACAGCAGUCAUGAUGAUAGUGACGAUGUGCUGGAGGUGAUAUCUGCUCACUUUCUGCUAUCAUUUUCUGAUGAACAAGCUUCUAGCAAGUUACAUAAUGCCUCCCUCUGGUGGCACACCAAGGACUUGAGGACUUCCGAACUAAGCUUGACUGCAUCUCUUGCAUUGCUUGGCUCCCCUGUAAUAUCCUCUGCACCAAAAAUAAUCCAAGCACAUUUAAUUUUCAUGGUUUCUAGGGCUAUUGGUAUUAAUAUUACUCCCCAGAAUACAAGAUUAGAUCUCACCAUUAUGAAUUGUUACAUAUCAGCAUUAGAAAGAUCAAUCAUGCUGUACACUCAAAUCAUAUCUAGUUUACAAGUUGGUGAUGAUCUUAUUGGAGUUUACAUUGGGACAUUUUCUUCUGUUCGACCGACGACAUGGAAGAGAGGAUGGCAUCCAUCUUUUGAAUUUUAUAUUCGACCAGUCACAUAUAGUAAAGUUAAUCAUAAAAUUACUGAAUUGGCCUGUUCCCAACAUUCAUGUCUUUGUGAUCUCAACUCCAGAAAGAAGUCUGACUUACUGAAUGCCUCUAUUUCGUACAUGAAGGAUAAUCAAUCUGUUCUUGAUGAGUCAUCAAGAGAAGAGAUCCUGUCGAUUUUAAAUUGCAUAAUCUCAAGAAUUCUUUCUCAUGAAUUCGAAGGUACUGCAACUCACAAAAGUGGGUAUCUAGGUUUUGAAGAAGUUCAUCUUCUUGCUUCAACACUGAAGUUACUUAGCAGUUCACUGCUGCAAACUGUUUGGUUUAUGAAGCAAAAGGGGAGUUCAGAAUCCCAUAGAACUUUGAAAGAUUACUCAUGUUGUGAGGAGUAUGAAUUUAUAAUAGGCAUUAUUGGCUGCUUUCAACAGUGCUGUGUUAGUCAGCCUGUGCAAAAGCUCUUUCCUGAAGCAAUGGGAUCUUCCCAAAGUAGACAUAAGGAGUCCAAGCUGAUGUUUAUGCAUUUUGUGGGCUUGUUACUAUUCAGCUUUGGCAGAGAGCUAGAGUUCUUAUGGAAGGGAUGCAUAUUCAAUAUGAUGACACUGAUGAAUCUAUUUCUUUUUGAAGAGGGGAGUUUAGAUGCACUGAGGGAAUUGCUUGGAUUGGGAAAUCAAUCUUUCUCUUCCGGAUCUUCUAUAGAUAAAGUCCCACAGGUGAUUUUCCUUCAAUAUGAAAUUGAUGGUUUUAUAGUUAUUUUGCUGUCAAUCUAAAUUCUAUUAUCAAUG